AAACUCGGACAUGAGAGCCAACCGAACCAGCGUGUGUUUGCACAUGGUUUGCCUGCGUGUAUGUUGUUGUCAUGGCCGAAGCAGCAACGAAACCGAAGAAGGCAAAGGCUUUAUCGGAGGAGGCUAAGAAGAGAAAAAGGGAGAGGGAUAAUAUCAGAGCCCGGGCGAAGAUCCAUAUUGGCCCAGCGUUAGCUCGCUGGCGUCAGCUAAAGGAUGAGGAGGGGUGCCCGACCGAUGCUGACUUGGCCGUCUUGUUAUUGGACUCUUUUCUGUCCUCUUUCAGCCAUAUUGGUGCAGACGAGAUCGUCGUGCAGUUGGAAUGCCUGCUGCAGCUGUUCCAGAGGUGCUUUGAGUGCUGCAGCGCAUGCAGCAUCCGUAAGAGGCGUGAGGGAAGGGUCUUAAACGUGACGCAGAACUGCCAGCAGUGUCAAGCCAAUAGAAAGUGGAGAAGCCAUGAACCUGAACAGACCAUCAGAGACCCAGCAAGCAACCAAGAGGUUGUUGAGGAGACGGUGCUGUUGUCUUUUGGGGGCUCAGACACUGAAACUGACGAAGAAGUCGUAGAUCGCAUUAGGGUCACGGAAUCUGAGGAGAAGGAUGAAGUUCAAGUUCAGGACGCAUUAUGCCGUGAAGAAGACGAGGAAGUCAGAGGGCUCCAUCAUGCGAACAGUUCAAAGGACUCUUGCCACAUGAAGAUAGAGAAGGUUGUUGAAGAGACAGUGCUGUUGUCUUUUGGGGAUUCCGAGUCUGACGACGAAGAAGUCAAAUAUCGCAACCUAUUAAGCCAGUCAGAGGAAGAUCAAAUUAACCAAUCAGAGGAAGAAGUCAAAGGUCACCACCCACCAAACCAAACAUUUGUGGACGAGGGAUCUCUUGCUGACACCUCAGAGAAUUUGGGCCAUACGAGGGUUGAAAAGGUAAAUAAUUUUGUUAUCCACACACCUGGUGCCUCGAACAACAGAUUGAAUGACCAAGAGGAAGGUGACAAAAAUGACAGCCAUUCCUCUGUCUCUGGGGAUGAGAUGAUUGUUUACAGAAUAGAAGAAGAAAUGGAACAUGAGGAUGAAGUAGCUGAUCUGGAAGAAGACUACAUGGAGGGGCAGGACAGUGUUGAUGAUGAUUGGUAUCCAAGCUGUGAGGAAGUGGAGCAGUCCUCAGCAUCUGAAGAUAAGAAUUCCGAUGCUGAAUUUGUCCCUAGAGCAUUUAGGAAGUCAAAGCGUGGAUUCAAUCCUGAUGCAGAACCCAUCUUACCUCUGGUUUGGUGUUCUGUCUGUAGGUCCAGGUUUAAACACAGCUGCUUCAGACAGUGCCAUAGUCGACUCUAUGGCUGUUUCCAGUGUGGCAUUAAACCCAAGAAGAUAGACACCAGUGAUGCCAAUAAAGAGGUUACCCCAACUAACAACGGGGAAACCACCAACAAUUGCGUCCAGGAAUCUAUUUCCAGCAGGAACCAGGACACCUGCAGUGACCAGGGAACCAUAGGAUGUAACAACCAGGACAUGUCUAAUGAUGCCAACCAAGGACCUGGCUGUGGAUCAAAACAAUGGACAGCAACUGAUGGCAACCAAGAUGAUAGUGGAAGCAGUCAAGGGGUGACUACUACUGGAGGUCUCUUGGUUGCAGCUACCAAUAAAGUUAGAAGGCCAGGAGCUAGUUACAUUGACAUCCAAGGAUUAUACGAUACUGCGGCCAAUGAAAAUACCCAUGAGGAGUCCUCUAGCCUGAACACUGAAACAUUUCCAGAUGUCCAUUCUCAGGCUGUGCACAUUGAGGACCUGGCUGUCCAUUUUGAAAGUCUAACGGCCUUCCAAAGUCAUGCUCUAAAAUGCCACGGUAUUAGGCCUCCUCGUAAGCUCUGUGUGGACUGUGGGAAGUUCAUCACCAUGGUCAACAUGGUCGAUGGUGGACCCAGUCACAUCUGCGAAUACAAAGUAAAGCCCAUCGUCUGUCCCAACUGUGGCAAAAGGUUUGCCACUGAGAUUGGACUCCAAACACACAUCAAUCGAAUCCACAAUGAGAAGUACAUACUCACCUGCCGCUACUGCCUUAAGGCUUUUAAGUCCCCUGAAGACAAGGGGGAGCAUGAGGAGAGCCAUGUAGAAGAGCUGCUGAAGUACCACUGCCCUCACUGCUCCCUACGCUUUGCAGACCGCCCCAGUUGGUGCGCCCACAGGAAGAGCCAUUGGCCCAAUGGGAAGCACAUCUGUGAGGUCUGUAGUAAGGGCUUCCAUUCUCCUUGUGUGCUCAUUAGACACAUGGCUGUCCACACGGGACAGAGGCCCUACAGCUGUAAGCUGUGUGACCGCUCCUUCAACCAGCCAAGUCACCUCAAGUCCCACAUGCGCCUCCACACAGGGGAGAAACCCUUCAAGUGUCAGGACUGUGGGGAGUGCUUCAACCACAACGUCAGCCUCAAGAACCACAUCCAGCGCCACCAUGGACCAGGAGCUGAGGAGGGGAACAGCAGAAAAGGAGCAAAAGGAGGGAAAGGUAGAAUGAGAAGGAAAAAAAGAAACAGUUGAAAUUCUUCAUGCUACUGAGAUGUUCAGGACAAUACUGAGAAGUUUGAGGAAAGGCUGGCUUAUCUGUUCUGAGUUGUACUCCCGCUAAGAUGUCCUGGAAGAAAUGAAAGGGUGGCGCUUUCUGGAAUUUGGCCAAGAGAUCUACUGUGUAGCUGAGCCUCUGUCAAGGUUGGCAAUCCCUGUUGUGUUUGUAUGCAAGGCGAGACAUGUGUGCAGUUCCCUUGUCUGUUAGGAUGGUUUGGACUAAGAAUGGCAGCACAAGGUGUUCAGAGAUGAUGGCUACGGAAGGGCUGGGGGAGACCAUGUUCAUCAUGAAAAUACUAGUUUUGUAUUGUAAUAUUUUUUUCAGUAAAAAAAUACAUAUUUUCUAA
Sardina pilchardus (European sardine) is the source of this 2893-nucleotide messenger RNA. Its product is annotated as histone-lysine N-methyltransferase PRDM9-like. The transcript is spliced from 5 exons. The coding region runs from base 72 to 2522 and encodes 816 amino acids. Gene Ontology annotation, molecular function: RNA polymerase II cis-regulatory region sequence-specific DNA binding; DNA-binding transcription factor activity, RNA polymerase II-specific. Gene Ontology annotation, biological process: regulation of DNA-templated transcription. Gene Ontology annotation, cellular component: nucleus. Lineage: Eukaryota; Metazoa; Chordata; Actinopteri; Clupeiformes; Clupeidae. The record is from RefSeq and is a predicted model, not a curated record.